Messenger RNA from Amphimedon queenslandica, 1963 nucleotides. Its product is annotated as protein tyrosine phosphatase domain-containing protein 1-like. NCBI's taxonomy places the organism in Eukaryota, Metazoa, Porifera, Demospongiae, Haplosclerida, Niphatidae. Gene Ontology annotation, molecular function: protein tyrosine phosphatase activity. Gene Ontology annotation, biological process: protein dephosphorylation; cilium assembly. Bases 119 to 1765 code for a protein of 548 amino acids. The transcript is spliced from 10 exons. The record is from RefSeq and is a predicted model, not a curated record.
GAGGCAAAGGUGAGAAUUGUCGCGAAUUAAAAAAGAUAACAAUUCUCCAAGCGACCUUGUAACUCUACGAUUUUCUUCUUUAUAGGGUGGUUGGUACUGGACUUUACUGACUUUACUGAUGACUUCUAAAAUGCAGCACCUGGCUCCGGAUAACUCUUUCCUUGAUCGCGGUGCUCGGAGUGCCCCAGACAUCUUUGGCAUAAACAAAGAAGAAGAGGAAGGAGAGACCGAAUUGAUACAGAUAACAGAAGUAAAGUCUAAGAACUUUUUAAACUACUCCCCAGUAGUUGGAAGAGGAAGAGCAGGUGGCAGUAGAACGCCUCCCCCUCAGUAUUCUAAAGUUUCUGAGAAACUGAGACAGAUUGGGUCUUCAAGUCCAACCGUUCAACGAUUGCAGUGUGGCACCUUCUGUGGUGGUAGGGGAUGCAAGUACGACAGCCCGAGCAGGUGGAGGAAGGAGGAGACCGGGGUCGCAUUUGAUGGUCUUUACUCUCAUUGGGUGACUGAUAAUAUAUUAGCAAUGGCUAGACCCUCCACACAAUUAUUCACACAAUACAAGCUAUUGGACCAAUUCAAAGAAUCUGGUAUAAACGCAGUCAUUAACUUACAGACUGCAGGUGAACAUGCUCACUGUGGCCCUCCUCAGGAAAACAGUGGCUUCACAUACAAACCUGAAGAUCUAAUGAGACAAAAUAUCUAUUACUACAAUUACCCUUUACCUGACUAUAGUACAUUCAGUGUCGAGAAUAUGCUCGAUGUUGUAAAAGUUAUUGACUUCUCUUGUCUGAAUGGGAGAAUCGCUAUACAUUGUCAUGCAGGCUUAGGUAGGACAGGAUCAGUAAUAGCCUGCUAUCUUGUUUAUUCUCAGAGAAUUGGAGCUGAAGAGGCCAUUACUAAAGUUAGAGAUAAAAGGCCAGACUCUAUUCAAUCGAGGAGUCAGAUUGAACUGGUUGUUCAGUUUUCUCUGUUCCUCCUUUCUCUCUGGAACCUUUAUCCAACUCUUCUUUCUUCCUUUACACUUGCGGAGUACAUGGAGAAACAGUUUAACUUGCUCCACGGAGAAGAGCUAGAGAAAUACAAACACAUACCAAAGGUUAUUAGUGUAUUAUGCACAUGCAUCAAAGAGCUUCACGGGUCUAAGUCAUUCCAGUAUCACAACGUUCACUAUGAUACCAGUACUAAUAGCAGCAUUGAGCAGAAUGAGAGCACACAUGACGAAGGUGAUGAGACCGGUGAAGACACUGAGAGUUGGUUAUUGGUCUCAGUUUAUAGUAGCAGGGAUGCGUCAGGUUUUAGUGAGAGCACAGAGUCUUGUCACCAUGAUGAGUCUGAUCAUCUGGUACCAUCAUUACUGGGUACCAGCCCUUGCUUAAGAGAUAAGGAUGUACUCAAAAGACUGACAAUCAUUAAGGACGAGAUUAAUAAUAAGUGGAAAUGGGAGGAGCUGUCACAAGAGACGAAUCCAACGGUGCUUUUCUGUCUGCUGUUCACAUACUUAUCUCAUCUUAAGGGCCCCGUCAUACAGUUGAGUGAUUGCUAUAACCCAGAUUUUAUGGAUCACCUCUCUAAAUGCCAGAAAGCAAUAUUAAUGACUAUAUUGGAGACAAUCAAAAUAGUUGUCCCUCCUUCUCAUCUCAUUACAUAUUUCUCAUCAAUUGCCAUUCACUUGAUCAAGUUCUUGUGUCAUUGCUCUUCGGAGGAUAUUGAGGACAAUCAAACAACAUGCCACCAUCUGUUACACUACAUCAUGAAUUACUAUCAAUAAAUGCAGCAAAUAUAGCUUCAUGUUAAUAAUAUUAUUUAUCAUUAUUCUGCUCUUUUUUCUGUCUUUUGUUUGCUAAGCAUAAUAUAUGGUACAUAAAAUCAACUGCUAUUUUAUCAUAUUCUAUAUCAUCAUUCCAUACACAUGUAUGCAUCUAUAAUAAUUGUCUUAUUCAAUUUAAAUAAAAUUAUUAUUAUCCAA